This is a messenger RNA of Zychaea mexicana, 351 nucleotides long. RefSeq lists its product as uncharacterized. The coding region runs from base 1 to 351 and encodes 116 amino acids. The transcript has a single exon. NCBI's taxonomy places the organism in Eukaryota, Fungi, Mucoromycota, Mucoromycetes, Mucorales, Lichtheimiaceae. The record is from RefSeq and is a predicted model, not a curated record.
AUGUCUUAUGGUGUCGCCUUUAGUGAUAUUGAGGCCGACUGUCCCAAGGAGUACUGGUUUGACGGAAGCGUGGAUAUUCAGUUGGCAGCCAAUGCUUUGGAGCGGCUGAUUGCUUGCUAUACAUCUGGUCCAUGGGCGAAAUAUCAUCCGCCGUCGCUGACAUUGCCAUACUCUGUACCUUCGGGCAAACGAUAUAGUCUCCUGCCGUUCGUUAUGCAUUUCGUGAAUGGGAACCAUUGGGAGCUGGUCUUGCUGCGAUCAUCUGUUAAAUUGCGAUGGCCCCCGAUAUCACAGCGACAUAAGCAGCAAUGGAACGAGAUCAACCCAGGUCACGAUCACAAAACGUUUUAG